CCCUAUAUAUUGGUGUCCACGGGGUCCUCUGUCGCCUACACAGGUGUCCGCGGCGCGCGGGGUCCUUGGGCCCUCUUAUAGGUGUCCGCGACGCCGGCCUGGGGUCCUCGGACCCUAUAUAUUGGUGUCCGCGGGGUCCUCGGGCUCCUACGUAGGUGUCCGCGGCGCCCGUGUGGUGCCUGCGCUCGCGGGGCAACAUGGCGUCGGUGCGGGAGAGCGACACCUCGCUGUGGCUGCACAACAAGCUGGGUUCGCCCGACGAGCUGUGGACGCCCUCCAGCAUCGUCUCGCUGCUCACCAAGGACGUGAUACGCAACAUCCAGGAGUGCUUCCACGCGCUCUCGUCGCCUGUGAAGCUCAAGCUGCUGCUCGGGGUGCUGCACCUGCCGCGCCGCACCGUGGACGAGAUGAAGAGUGCCCUGGGAAUCAUUCUGACGCUGGCCCGGAGCGACCCAGACCUGUGGGUUCAGAUGAUCGCUGAUGUCGUGAGGACAUUCCCGGAUUCUGGAACGCUCAACCUCGAGCUGGAGGAGCAGAACUCCAACGCGCAGAGUGUCCUGGGGGACCUCAAAGAGAAAGUGAUGGACUGCGACGCCUCCACUAUGCUGCCCCUCGAGUGCCAGUUCCUCAACAAGAGCGCGCUCACCACACUGGUGGGGCCGCUCGCACCUCCCGCCAAGCACUUCCAGCUGCGCCGCAAGCCCAAGAGCGCCACGCUGAGGGCAGAGCUCCUGCAGAAAUCUACGGAAACGGCGCAACAGCUGAAGAAGACUUCAGGAAUCCCCUUCCAUGCCAAAGGGAGGGGCCUUGUGAAGAAGAUUGACACCACCACGCCACUGAAAGGAAUUCCCAAGCAGGCGCCGUUCCGCAGCCCCAGCGCCUCCCCCGGCUUCGGCCCCCCCGGCACACGCACGCCCCUUUCGGCGCGCACGCCACUCCGCAAGGAACGCGGUGUAAAGCUGUUGGACAUUUCGGAGCUGGAUGCGGUGGGAGCUGGCCGCGAGGCCAAGCGGAGGAAAAAGGCCCCAGAGGCGGAGCAGGGGGAGAAGGCGGCUAAGGAUGAGGCGGCCGUGAACCCCGUGACCCCAGACUACGCCGCUGGACUUGUGUCAACUCCGAAACUGGGAGCACUUAGCAAUGACAGCUCGAUGCCUUCCACCAGCUACCUGCCGGCCACACCCAGCAUGAUCCCUUCCUCGUCCUACAACCCCAGCGCAGACGCCCCCUCUGGCGCCAGUGGGGCAGCGGCCAUACGCGACGCCCUGCAGUCGAACCGCACCCCCGAGGAGCCCCCCAGCUCCCCGGCCGUCCCCGCGCUGCAGAGCCCGUUCAAGCAGCGGGCGCCUCUCUACAGCAGUGCCCUGCCCUCCUCCGCGGCCGCCCCCGCUGCUUCCCCGAGCCCCACCACGCCGCAGCCCACCACCCCCACCCUCGCGCAGGCCCCGGCUAGCCAGCAGCAGCCCGUGCCCGUUCCACAGCCUCCUGCCGCCACCGCCGCCUCCACUGCCACCACUACCGUCGCUCAGCAGCAGCAGCAGCAGCAGACGCAGCAGAGCCAGCCUAAGAAGAACCUCUCGCUCACGAGAGAACAGAUGUACGCUGCCCAAGAGAUGUUUAAAACUGCAAACAAAGUUACAAGACCGGAGAAGGCCUUAAUCUUGGGAUUCAUGGCCGGGUCCAGAGAGAACCCGUGCCCCGACCAGGGCGACAUCAUCCAGAUCAAGCUGAGCGAGCACACGGAGGUGCUGCCCAAGGCCGACGGCACCGGCAGCACCACCAUGCUGGUGGACACCGUGUUUGAGAUGAACUACGCCACGGGCCAGUGGACGCGCCUCAAGAAGUACAAGCCCAUCACCAACACGUCCUGAGGCGGCGACGCGCGCUCACGGAGAGUUGCGUUCCCGGUGACGAGCCCCGUGCUAAACCUCGCCGUGCCCCGUAGCCCGGGACCGCCGUUUCUCCUGCACGGGCACAAAAUGAGACGAACGCGUUGUGUAAAUUGCUUUAGUUUCCUCACGCUGUAGGAACAAAAACACGAGACUUGACUGAUUUUAUAAAUGUAGACUUCCUCAGAGGAGGGGGAGCGUCUUGACCAGUGUAGUCCAGUGGUCAGAUGUGAGCCCUUGUAGCAGCACUGCCCUGUAUCACAUGCGAUUGCUCUCGGACUCUAAUUCUGAUCGGACGAGCAGUCGCAACUGCACAUGUCAUUUCACUUACCGAAAAUGUACUCGCGCAAGAUGGUAAAUAAGUGAAUAUGCCUUUGCCUUAUUAGUUUUCUAAAAUGGAAAUGUGGUGACGUUAAUAGUGCCGUCAUAUUUUGUAGAACGCCAUUGGCAAUGCCCUGUGUCCUUUCCCUGAAUAUUGUUUUGAUUUGUUAAUCCCUUCAAAGCUUAACAAUACACAUGGUCUGUGUUUGAAUUUAUUUUACAAUGAACGUGUGUAAUGCUGUUGACCUCCCGACGUGUGUAUGGCCGUGGUUUCGUUACAUGUUGUUUAACAUUGCUAAACUGUCACAUGUUUGUCAAAGAGGUGUCCUUGGUCGAUAUUUUUCAGAUUGUUUCGAUGAUUGAUAUUUACCUCGGAAAAUCUCUGGUAUUUAAAACAUCAGACUUUGGUUUAAA
Molecule: messenger RNA, 2621 nt
Organism: Petromyzon marinus (sea lamprey)
Lineage: Eukaryota; Metazoa; Chordata; Hyperoartia; Petromyzontiformes; Petromyzontidae
Gene: NELFA
Product: negative elongation factor complex member A
Biological process (GO): negative regulation of transcription elongation by RNA polymerase II
Cellular component (GO): NELF complex
Source: RefSeq, a predicted model, not a curated record